UUCCUGCGCUCCGACUGCUCCGAGUCAGUUGGCCGACAUGAGCCGCGCGCGUUGGGGCUCGCUCGGUGUUCGAUUGUUUUGUUAGGGUGGCGUGCGCCGUGUACUACGACCCUCCGAUCGCGAGAUGCCAACGGAUAGAAAGGAAUUCGAACGCGCUACGUCGAUCGACGGUGGCAGAUAGUUUGGAGAAGUGUAAGAUUGGAUUGUGGAGGAUGAAAAAUGAUCGGAUUCUAUCGUAAAGUUAGGUGAACACGACGUAUCAGUGGCAGUGCAGUGAGAUAUUCGUAUGUGGAUAAACAGUGCCCGGAGAACACUGAACUGGUGCGACGACUCGAAAAUCGCAAGCUGGAUUUCUUUCACCAGCCGAGACCCCAGUUGCUACGAGUGAAAUCGACUGUCGAAAAAGUUUCUCCUUGGUCGUAAGAUGAACGAGUGACUGAUAAACGGUGACGCAUACGCGAUGAGGCCGAAAUCGUGUUCCUUGUUCCUGUUGUUCUGCGUGCUGUUGCCGGGUUUGGUGCGACCCUUCACAUCCGGCGAAGAAGGCGAGGAUGCUGCGGAGGACGAGGAUUCCUACCUCCUGGAGGAGGACGACGUGCCUUCGGCGACGAUAGCCACAGACACGGAACUGAUCUCCGAGGCCGGGGGCCAUCUGCCGGUGUUUCUCACCGAGCCGGUGGAUUCAUUCGUAGUGAAGAACAAACCGGCCACACUGCACUGCAAAGCAGCCCACGCUCUACAGAUCUACUUCCGAUGCAACGACGUCAGAGCGGAAGACUCGCAGCAACAGGACUUUGUCGAUCCGCACACGGGCACUAGGAUAGUUGAUUGCGAACUGAACGUGACCAGGGACCACAUCGAGGAGUACUUCAGCAGAGACAAGUUCAAAUGCGAGUGCAUCGCCUGGUCCGGUUCCGGCCAAAUAAAGAGCCAACCAGCAACCGUCGACGUCGCUUACUUGAAGAAGCAGUUCGAGUCCCCGCCGUAUUCAGUAUCGGUGGAGGCGGGUCAGGGCACCGAACUCAGGUGCCUCCCUCCCGUGGGAGUACCACCGCCGAGGGUGUACUGGCUGCGGAACAACGUCCCCGUCGACACGGAGUCCGACACGCUUUUAGUCUCCAGCGAGGGACAUCUUCUCAUCGGCCAGGCGAAGCUCAGCCAUCAAGCGAAUUACACUUGCGUCGCCGAGAACAUCGCUGCCAAAAGGCUCAGCGAGCCUGUCAGUCUCACAGUUUACGUGAACGGAGGAUGGUCCUCUUGGUCCGCCUGGUCGGAAUGCCACUCGAGGUGCGCGAAAGGGGGCCAGAAACGAACGAGAACGUGCACGAACCCUACCCCGAUGAACGGGGGUCAAUCGUGCUUGGGUCCCUUCCAACAGAAGACGGACUGCAACACCAACUGUCCCGCCGGCACACUGGAGGAGUUCACUAACACUCUAGUGGUGGACGGCGGAUGGUCCAGAUGGUCGGCGUGGUCGGUGUGCGGCACCGAUUGUACGCACACCAGGAGAAGAUCUUGCGACGAGCCGGUGCCUAGCCACGGUGGCCGGUCUUGCCAGGGGAGGGACACCAACGUCGCCAAUUGCACCGGCGGCAUGUGCAGCAAUAGCAACACGAAAAUGGGUGGCGCGCACUUGACCGAAGAAGCGAACCGGCAGAUGGACGUGGCUCUGUACGUUGGGCUGACCGUCGCGUGUGUAGUAAUCGGCGGCCUGGCAUUUUUCCUAGCGAAGCUUCUCAGACGCAAAGGUCGGGACCAUUCCCUCUACUCCAUGGCACGCAAUGAAUUCCAGCCGGAGUUCUACCAGGACCAGGACAAGAAGCUGAGCCUUCAGCCGGACGUGACAGCGACGAGCGUGCCGGCCUGUUACGAGUAUCCUUUCGACCCGAAGCUGUCGAUGUCGAGAUCCCUCUCCGAGCACCACUACGACGUCCCCCAUUUGUCGAUCGCCCCCCAGCCGUCUCCGAUGUCGCCGACGCCAAGCACCUCGACGCAGGAGUCGUGCAGCGACAAACAGAUCCAUUCCGAUUGCGAGAACAGCGUAACUAGCUCCUAUCCGUCCUCCGACUCGACGUACAACGUCGCUUCGGAGAGCGUACGCCUGCCGAAGCUCGAGACAGGAAACGUGGCCGGGGCCGCGGUGAACACGCGGGGCGCGCUCCUCGUGCUACCGGACGCUGGCAUAUCGAUGUCGGUGCCCGAGGGAGCCGUUCCGAAACCGCUACGGGAGGAACUCUACCUGGCGGUGCUCAACGAGGAUCGCUUUAGGCCUCGAUUACCCGACGGUAUCACGCAAUUGUCCGCGGUGGUGACGUGCGGGCCAUCGUCGGCGACGUUCAACAAACCAGUGAUCCUGCAAUUCGAGCACUGCGCGAUGCUCCACCCGGCCACGUGGGAGCUCAGCGUCUGGGCUUGCGACGGCCUGAGCGUUGAGGACGGGACGGCGGUCGCCUCCUCGAAGGAUCAUCAAUCGAUCGCAUGGACUAGGGUGUUGACGCUUGGCAACGAGACGAUUAACACGCCCCUGUUCACGCAGUUGGAUCACGCGGAGGCGUUCAUCGUUACGGAACAGCUUCGGGGUUACGUCCUAGCUGGCCAGAGUUGCGAGAACGUGAUCGCAACGAAGAGGUUGCGAGUCGCGCUGUUCGCUAGCCAAGCCGGCCAGUGCUGCGUGAGGGUGUACGCGGUGGAGGACACGAAAGCAGCUAUGAAAGCGAUCGUCGACAGGGAAACUCAAAUCAGGGGAUAUCUAUUGGACAAGCCGAGGACUCUGUUGUUCCAAGACAACGGGGAAUCGCUCUGCGUCAGUUUAGAAGAGGUCGGCAACGAAUGGCAGAGCAAGUCGCCGACGGAGAGACAAGAAAUCUCGUUUGGCGACUUGUGGAACUGCUUGGAAAACACGAAACACGUCAGUUUCGGGUUGGACACCGCUUUCGGUCCUACGACGAGCAGAAGUUACAAGCUUCAGGUGUCGCAAGGGAACUCGGAAACCAGACAGGUGUUCAGAAUCGUGUACGACGCCGCGAAGCAAUUGAUCUCGUCCGGGAGCGUGACCAGACCGCUUCGAGAGGUGACCGUGGUCAGCAGCGGGCAUGCUAAUAACGCGACCACCGAUUCUACCACCCUCAGACCGUUUCGGUUCACCAGGUCCCUGAGGAAGCAACUCUGCCAAUGCCUGGAUCCACCGAACGCUCUUGGCAACGACUGGAGGAUGCUGGCGCAGAGGCUUCAGGUUGACAGGUACAUCAAUUACUUCGCAACGAAGUCCAGUCCGACGGAGCAUAUCUUGGACCUGUGGGAGGCGAAACACCACGAGCCGACCGCCGUAACCGAUCUUCUGAAUCACCUUCGCGUGAUGGGAAGAACGGACGCGGCCACGAUACUGGAAGCUCAGCUGGGACCGUGGCUCUGAACGAGCAAAAGUGGUGAGUGAAAGUACGAACGAACGAGUAAAACUUGGUGAAUCGUGUAACUGUGCGAUGUUCGACGAACUCAUCGAAACACUGCCUUAAUUUGUGCGGGGCCCUCCACCCCCGCUUUGUCAACCCUUUUGUACAUACUUCCGUUUGUAAUAUGAACGUUGCUUCUCGGAGCUAUUGUAAUAAUAAUCGUGAAACGAAGUAAAACUAGAGACUGUACGUUUAGAUGGUUAUAAAUGUGUAAAUAUAAAACGCUGUCGGAGCAGACACGAAUGGAUGUAUCCAUUUAGACGGAUGUUUAUAUAUAUAUAUAAAUAUUAUAUAUAUGGUUAGAUAGAACAUCGAGCAGGAGGGACGAACGCGAUACAAGAAGCGUAACGAGAUAAAACGGUGAGAAACACGUUUUUUUUAUCGAUUUGUUAUAUUAUAUGAAUACGAUAAUAAGGAUGCACGAGCACACGCGAGUGGCCACCGGUUUCCUGGAAGAGGACAAUCGUGCCAAAAUUAUACUCGACUCGGUUCCAAAUACUUACGAGCCCCGUUUCCGUUUACGUUUUCCAUUCGGAUGUUUGUUAAAGUGUACGCGCCCCGCGGUUUCUUUCGUGCACGCGUCGACAAUACCACUGCCCCGCGUUGCGCCGUCGCGCAUCCCGGCGACCAAACCGAACAGAUCGGCCGGAAGCCCGAAAACACGGCCUCGAUUCGCGAUGAAAAUCGAGUUUCUUCUUCUUUUUUUUUUAAAUCGACGUAACUUUAUUUCGAAGAACUGUACCUAUAUUUGUUACUUUCGACGAAUAAAAUAUUCUUGUAUACCUCGA
Molecule: messenger RNA, 4237 nt
Organism: Ceratina calcarata
Lineage: Eukaryota; Metazoa; Arthropoda; Insecta; Hymenoptera; Apidae
Product: netrin receptor UNC5C
Exons: 12
Coding region: 461-3412 (983 amino acids)
Biological process (GO): motor neuron axon guidance; netrin-activated signaling pathway
Cellular component (GO): membrane
Molecular function (GO): netrin receptor activity; protein binding
Source: RefSeq, a predicted model, not a curated record